Messenger RNA from Oryza brachyantha (malo sina), 1214 nucleotides. Its product is annotated as pectinesterase inhibitor 8-like. Gene Ontology annotation, molecular function: enzyme inhibitor activity. NCBI's taxonomy places the organism in Eukaryota, Viridiplantae, Streptophyta, Magnoliopsida, Poales, Poaceae. The record is from RefSeq and is a predicted model, not a curated record. Bases 44 to 595 code for a protein of 183 amino acids. The transcript has a single exon.
UUCCAAAAAAGUAUAGCAAGCAAGCAAAACAAAAGCAACGGAGAUGAAGGCUUCCUCUUCUGCGAUCGCCGUCGCGGUGCUCGUCGUUGUCGCGGCGUGCUCCGGCUGCGCGAGGGUGGCUGAGGCGACGAUCGAGAGCACGUGCGGGGCGGCGGCGAGGGGCGACCGGCGCGUGGACGUCCGGUUCUGCGCGUGGCAGUUCGCGGCGUACCACGGCGCGGCGGAGGCGGACGCGUGGGGGCUCGCCAAGAUCGCCGCGCUCGUCGGCGUCAACCUCGGCGACGACGCCGUCUACGACAUCGAGUCCGGCAAGAUCCGGCCUCCCCGCGGCGGAGGCGCCAGGGGGAAGGCGGCCAUGGACGCGUGCUCCAGGGCGUACGACGCCGUGGGCAUGGCCUUCGCGGAGGCCUCCGACGAGCUGGGCGCGCGCCGGUACGCGGCGGCGAGGCAGCAGAUGGCGCGCGUGGCGGCGCUCGCGCAGCGGUGCGACGGCGGCCUCGCCAAGGCCGGCGCGAAGGCGCCGCUGCCGAGGUACAGCGCCGACUGCCAGAAGAUGGCCAUCAUCGGCAUCGCCAUUACCGGCCUCCUCAAGUGAUCCGGCGCCGCGUCGAACACCUUUUGGUCGGUUCUUGCGCAGCCCGUGCUUCGCCACAAAACUAUAUUUAACACGAAAAUAGAGAGAUCAAAUAGCAAAUAAAUUUUAAAAUAAUAAAUAAAGUUAUGACGUGGUAAUUGUAAUUUUUUGUUUUGGUAUUUAUUUUUCUUUUUUUCGUUGGGGAGUGCGUGCAUUCUAGAUUUCAUUUUUUUUAUGCGUGUGGGUUCAGCUUAGAUAUUUUUAGUUUUUUUCGCAGAUAGACACGGCAUGCGUACUUUUUGGGAUUUUCUUUGCAGUUAUGUUCUUAUUAUUUUGGGGGAUUUUUUUUAUUCUUUUCGUACUAAGCAGAAAGGAGAGGAAGAAGGACGACUCGCUUUUAAGUAGCAUAGAUAUCUUACAAAGCCAAUAAAUAAACACAAUUCAAUUUCUCUUUGGUCUAGAAUAUUGCUCCAUCGAUUUGAUUUUUUUUGUCAUGUUAACUUUGUUUAGUAGUGGGAUAUACUUAGUAAAUAUUUUGUAACGUCGGAUUCAAAAUCAUGUUCUUGCCCCCACCGCACAAAAUACAACAGAUGGAGUGUUACGAUCUCAAUAUAAAAAAAGACAUGCAAAUCUUAUGCAC